UCUCUCUCUCUCUCUCUGUCUCACCGUGCAAUGCACAGUCCAUGCUUACAUCACAACUCCUAACACAUGGACGACCACAUUAAAUACAUAGAAGUGAGCAGCACGGGACUGUGAGGCGGACCUCUGCUAGCCGCCUUCCCCAUUCAAGUCAUUGGGGAGCUUUUUUCAGCCAGCGUCCAUAAAGUCCCGGCAGACCUCAGUGUGCUCGAGGGACGGACAGCAGUGGACUCCCGGCUGCGGCAGCUGCAAGUGGAUGGAUGCAUGGACGGACGGGUAAAAGGGGCAUGCAGGAGUAACCACGGCAACGUUGCCAGGUGAGAGGACACAGGGACUCUGCAAGGAUGGGAUCUCAGCCGAAGCCCCCGGACCUGCUGCGGGAGGAGGGCGGGCUGCUGCACGCUGCCUUGGUAGAGCAGGAGGAGGACGAGGAGGACGAGGAGGGCUCCGCUGACAGCAGCAGUGACAGCACCAGCCGGGCAGAGCCGGUGACGAUGCCCACCUUUGACGUCCCCUAUUUUCGCUACAUCGACGAUGAGGGAACUGAAGGAGACGAAGGAUGGAGCAGCAGCCGCUCCAUGUCCUCCAUUGAGGAGGACUCGUCCACUGACUCUGUUGUGUCUGACAGGUACAUGGUUGUAUCGGGGACGCCGGAGAAGAUCCUGGAGUACUUGCUCGAUGACCUGACACUGGAUGACGACCAAGGGACGACACCCACCAAAGAGUCAGAUAUACUUGUGGAUGAUUUUCUGCUGACCUACCCUGUCUUCAUGUCCACCGGUGAUUUAUGUCAAGCUCUGCUGGGGCACUAUUGCACCAAGAGAUACAGAGGGAAAGAGGACAGGAAAGAGGCUCUGGAGAGGAAACGGAAAGUUCUGCACCUGGUAUCACAGUGGAUGUCCCUCUGCAGAGGCUUCCUGCGGGAGGACGAGCAUGUCAAACUGUUCACAAAGACUUUGUAUCGCUACGUGUUGGAUGAUCUCUAUGAGCACCCGUUCCUGGAGAAGGAUGUGAGGGAACUGCAGAAACUGUACCAGCUGCAUCGCAGACAGGCGGUGGAUGAAUAUUCUCCUCAAAGAAAGGGCAAAGCACUUUUCCACCAGCUGAGUUUGAAAGAGAACAGUCUCCAGUCAAGAGGCACGCAGGGGGAGACCAAGGCAGCGCUGUGUCACGUGUACGUCACCAUGGACUCGUUCCUAAGCAUGAGGGCCCAUGCAGGGAUGGUGGCUGAGGAGCUGCUGCAGGCGGUGGCAGAAAGAAUGGAGGUCCCACUGGAGAAACUGGUGCUACUGGCUGUCACCUACAACGGAGGUAGACACCUCCUGCAGCCUCAGGACAGAGUCUUCUCCGAUUCUUUACGACCGGUUGGGAGACUGCAUGUGUGCAGGAAGGACCUGGGUGAGGUCUUGAACCCGUUCACAGACAACUCGGAGCUGCAACAGAGAACGGCCCGCAUGCUCAGUAUAAACACGUGGGACGUGGCCGUUGCUCUCACCGACUUUGACUGGACCAUCUUUGAAUCAAUACACGAGCAAGAGCUCGUCUAUUUCACCUUCAGCCGCCAUAGCAGCAGCAGCCACACCGUGGCGUUGGAGCUGCUGCUGCAGCGCUGCAAUGAAGUCCAGCUAUGGGUGAUGACUGAGGUGCUGCUGUGCUCGGCGCUCUGCAAAAGGGUCCAACUCAUCAAGAAGUUCAUCAAGAUCGCCGCGCACUGCAAAGCACAAAGGAAUCUCAACUGUUUCUUUGCCAUCAUAAUGGGUCUGAACACUGCAGCCGUUAGCCGCCUCGGUCAAACGUGGGAGAAAAUUCCUGGGAAAUUCAAAAGGCUGUUUGCGGAGCUGGAAACGAUUACAGAUCCCUCGCUGAACCACAAGGCCUACAGGGACUCCUUCAAGAAGAUGAAGGCGCCCAAGAUCCCAUUCCCUCCUCUGCUGCUGAAAGAUAUUACGUUCAUUCAUGAAGGCAACAAGACGUUUCACGACAACAUGGUCAAUUUCGAAAAGCUGCACAUGAUAGCAGACACACUGCGUCUCAUCCGGCAGUGUCAGAAAGAUCACAUGGUAGGUAACGGCAUCACCCAGAAGAGCAGCUCAGAAGUGAGAGCCUACAUCGAUUACCUGCAUAUCAUCGACAAUCAGCAGACUCUGUUUGAACUGUCACACGGGCUGGAGCCUCGUGCUUAGAGAGCCGCUCUCACCGGCCUCCCCCACAUGUCAGCCAUACUGUUGGACUGCCGAGAACACCAUCUGUCACUGUCUCAUCUGUCUCUCAGGACUCACUCAGCAGUCAGAGAGACGGUGCAGGAUCCCGGGCCGACCACAGGAGGGAGCCGCUCAAUCAGGAAACUCUCACCAGGGGAUUGGGGAAUAAGCAGAAAAGAGUCAGAUGCAUAAAACGUUUGCAUAGAUUUACAAAUGUGUCAGUGGUACAGAACACCUGAAAGCACUGUUUGUUCCAAUGACUUGUGUUGACUGGCGUUAAGAAGAAAUAUGUACCUGUGGCUGCUUUUACUGGAAUGUCCCAAAGACAUCACAGGUGUUCUUACAAUGACGCAACAGCUCCCCCCUGUGGAGCAUAAGCACCCUGCAGUAAGAGAUUGAUAGCAGGUUAAAUGCUCCCCCCACCCAAUAUAUAAACCCACAGGAAAUGAAUGUUAAUGAAAAACGAAGUGUUAAAUAUUCAACAUUGUUAUAUACAUUGAUUUUCUAUUUUUACAUUGCAGACUUCUCGUACCAUAAAGAAGCUCGAUUGUUUAACCAUGGAGCCUGUUAGACGAGGCAAUUCAACACAGCGUUCCGCAAAAGUUGUUUGCUGUUGUAAUCACCAUGUUAGUCCCGAAGAACUUAAAAAAGAAUCCCCUAUUCUAAAUAAUUAAAAUUGCUCGUCCUUGUAAAAGCAUAAGGAGCUCCAUCUGGUUGAGCUGUGGACAAUCAAUUAAAAUGAAGCAGACGCCACCUAAUGAUACAGCAGUAUUGGUCUCUAAAGGCAUUUUGUCACCCAGAUCGUGUUUGAUUAGUUGAGGUUGUCUACUCCACCAGAUUAGUAUUUGAAAAACUCAGCAACAGCCUUUCCAAAAGAAAACUAAGACCUGGUGAAUCACAACUAGCGACGAGGCUGUUGAGCGAACGUCCCUCUUUUAUCCUCAGUAGAUAUUGAAGGAGAAAAUUACGUUUUUUGUGCUUUGGAGUGAACGGUUUCAUCAAGUAAAGUGCAAUAGAGAAAACAAGUAUUAUAGCACCUUAUACACAAAGGAGAGAAAGAAAAAUAGAGGCCAUUUAAUUAUGUAGAGGGUGCAUCAACGAUCCUGUACUCAACUCUAUAGUUUGUAGUUAUAGAAGAUACAGUACAGUAUUUAUUUAUUUAGAUCUGUCAACUGAAAACUUUCACUUUGCCCUGAGUUUAGAAGUGGUGCAAUAGAAAUGUGAAUUACAUUCUUUAAAUUUCAUUUCUACAUUUAAAGCCUUCAGUAAACAUCGAGAAAAACACUUUGAUAGACAGAUAUUAUAUACCUACAUCAAUGUACUUUGUCUGUACGUGUGUGUGUGUGUGUGUGUGUGUGUGUGUCGACAUUCAGGAUAAGGGUAUUAAUUUAUUCCAGAAUUAUUUAUUUGUCCUAGAGUAAUUCCUUUAUUACUUCAGUUUGAUUUAAUGGUUUUUGUACGCAGCAUUUGGCUGGUCUGCAUGAUAUGGCAAACCGUGGAUUGACCAGCAGUGUCAACUGUGCAUGCAAUAAAAUAUCUUCCAUCAUCA
Messenger RNA from Gasterosteus aculeatus aculeatus (three-spined stickleback), 3747 nucleotides. RefSeq names its product Rap guanine nucleotide exchange factor (GEF) 5b (gene rapgef5b). Gene Ontology annotation, molecular function: guanyl-nucleotide exchange factor activity. NCBI's taxonomy places the organism in Eukaryota, Metazoa, Chordata, Actinopteri, Perciformes, Gasterosteidae. The record is from RefSeq and is a predicted model, not a curated record. Gene Ontology annotation, biological process: Ras protein signal transduction. Gene Ontology annotation, cellular component: plasma membrane.